Messenger RNA from Chondrus crispus (carragheen), 147 nucleotides. RefSeq lists its product as hypothetical. Lineage: Eukaryota; Rhodophyta; Florideophyceae; Gigartinales; Gigartinaceae. The record is from RefSeq and is a predicted model, not a curated record. The transcript has a single exon. Bases 1 to 147 code for a protein of 48 amino acids.
AUGGAAUACGAAAAGUAUAACUGGUUUUUGGUAAGCAGUUAUCUCCAAAUUAUUCAAGUCCCUCUAAUUGCCUUCCCGAAAACAGGAGAUUGUUUCUUCGCCACAGACCUCCGUGAUGCGAUGAGGAUUCUAUCCUAUUGGGCGUAA